Salvia miltiorrhiza (redroot sage) is the source of this 1662-nucleotide messenger RNA. Its product is annotated as protein NETWORKED 1A-like. Lineage: Eukaryota; Viridiplantae; Streptophyta; Magnoliopsida; Lamiales; Lamiaceae. The record is from RefSeq and is a predicted model, not a curated record. Gene Ontology annotation, cellular component: plasma membrane. The transcript is spliced from 2 exons. Gene Ontology annotation, molecular function: actin filament binding. Bases 157 to 1464 code for a protein of 435 amino acids.
CCACAAGAACUAUGAUCACUGAAGAAAAUUUUUUGUUUCGAUCUUCAGGUCUCUUCUGUCCAAGAAGUUCUGUUAAAGGAUAAGGUGCAGGACCUCACCGGGGUGUGCCAGAAUCUUGAGCUUAAAAAUGCUGCAAAAACAUCAGAGGUUGAACAAAUGAAAGGAAAGAUUUGUCUGAUGGAGAGCGAAAUCAAGGGACUGAAAUCCAAACUUUCAGCAUAUGAUCCAGUCAUAGCUUCCCUAGGAGAUGAUAUAACACUCAUAGAGCACAAUCUACUACUUCGUUCCAACCUUAAAGCUGCACAUAGUCAAGAGACAGAGCAGUUUCUGGAAUUUGCUCUUCAAGCUAGUGAAGCCACAUCUCUGAUACCUUCGGAAGAUCAAUCCCUUCUUAGUUUGCAGAAUUUGCAGAUGAGAGCUAAGGUAGUCAGAAAAUUGAUGGAAGACACAAACAAACCUGCUUUGCGGAGAAGAUCAAAUUCAAAGAGCAAACAAGAACCUGUGAUUGGUGAGGUUGACCACUCGAAGAUGCAGCCCAACUCAGGUAGAGACAAGCAUGAGCGCAGCAGCAAGAAAGCAUAUUCAAGUGAGCUGAAUGACUCUCCCAAGUUGCAGAAAGCAAAAGCCAAAGCCUCAGAAGCCCGAAAUGUGAUGCUAAUGAAAGAUAUUCCUCUUGAUCAAGCCUCUGAUAACUCCAUGAGGAAGACUGGUAACGCUGGCUCUGAUGAUCUGAUGCUUGAGCUGUGGGAGACUGUCGAGAAUGGAAACAGAGAUCAAACAAUUGGAGAAUCUCUUAGGUUGACGGGCAGAUCAAAGGGAAGGGAAAGAGCUUAUGAUCAAUUACUACCAUCCACCGACUCAGAUAUGGAGAAAGAGUGGGCCGUGGAUAAGCUGGAGCUGUCGGCUAGAUUCACCGAGCCUAAUCAAGAACUGAACGACAAACACAUCCUCGCGAGACUUGCCUUCGAUGCUGAGAAGCUGGAAAGUCUCCAGACAGCACUGUAUGACUUGAGAAGGAAACUGGAGAUGAACAAGAAGAAUAGAAAGGCCAAAAACGUCGAUUUUGGAGCAGUUAAGGAACAGUUGCAGGAAGCAGAGGACACACUAGUUCAUCUGGUUGAUUUGAAUGUACAGCUGGUGAAGAACAUAGAAGAGUGCCCUCCUGAAGAAAUGGCUUCUCCAAGGCUGAAAGAGACGAUGAAGACAUGGAGAGUCAAGGUGAUGGAGCAAGCUGAAAAGGGGUCCGAGAGGAUCAACGUGCUCGAACUAGCCGUGCAAAAGAUUCAAUUCGUGCUGUCAAAGGUGGAGGAUGAAGGCAAAGGGAGCAACAGAUUCUUGAGAAGCAGAACUGUGAUUUUGAGGGACUUCAUUCACAGCGGAAGGAAGAACAGCGGAAGGCGAAAGAAAGGGCCCAACUGUGGGUGUUUCAAGCAAUCAACUAGUGGAAACAGAAGCCGUUCUUGAGUUUUCACUUUGUCUGAAAGAUUGAUUCUUGGAGGUGUUGGUAGGUUUGUUUCUGUUAAGAUAGUUGGAACUGACUCAUCUCAUAAGUUGAGAGGAACUGUAAUAACUAGAUGUUGCUCUAUUUGUGUAUUUUCAGCUCAUCAUUAUGUUGGUCUUAGAAAUAUUGGUGUUUCAUAUGCAAGAAAACCAGUUAAGUUA